CUGCGAGAGCGACGGUCUCGAAGCGGUGCGGGGACCGCAGGAGGGGCAAGGGUUUGCGUUUGAGAAGUGGUGCUGGUGGGAGCAGGCGGCUUCCCUCCCCUGCACCAUGGGAAUCAAAUUCCUUGAAGUUAUUAAGCCUUUCUGUGCAGUUUUACCAGAAAUUCAGAAGCCUGAAAGAAAAAUUCAGUUCAGAGAGAAGGUUUUAUGGACUGCAAUCACCCUCUUCAUUUUUUUAGUGUGCUGUCAGAUACCUUUAUUUGGGAUCAUGUCCUCAGACUCUGCAGAUCCUUUCUACUGGAUGAGAGUCAUCCUUGCAUCAAACAGAGGCACUUUGAUGGAAUUGGGCAUCUCUCCCAUUGUGACCUCUGGAUUGAUUAUGCAGCUCUUGGCUGGAGCCAAAAUAAUUGAAGUGGGUGAUACCCCGAAAGACAGAGCUCUGUUCAAUGGGGCUCAGAAAUUGUUCGGGAUGAUUAUCACUAUUGGGCAGGCCAUUGUGUAUGUCAUGACUGGGAUGUAUGGCGACCCUGCAGAAAUGGGGGCUGGGAUCUGCCUCCUGAUCAUCAUUCAGUUGUUUGUUGCUGGUUUGAUUGUGCUGCUGCUAGAUGAGCUGUUGCAGAAGGGUUAUGGCUUGGGUUCUGGGAUUUCUCUCUUUAUUGCUACCAACAUCUGUGAAACCAUUGUCUGGAAGGCCUUUAGCCCCACUACCAUUAACACUGGCAGAGGAACCGAGUUUGAGGGUGCCGUCAUUGCUUUGUUCCACCUUUUGGCGACACGAACUGACAAGAUCCGUGCCUUGCGGGAAGCUUUCUACCGUCAGAACUUGCCUAACCUUAUGAAUCUGAUUGCCACCGUAUUUGUGUUUGCUGUAGUCAUAUACUUUCAGGGGUUUCGUGUUGACCUUCCAAUCAAGUCUGCCCGUUAUCGUGGACAAUACAGCAGCUACCCCAUCAAACUCUUCUACACCUCCAAUAUUCCAAUCAUCCUUCAGUCUGCCUUGGUCUCCAACCUUUACGUCAUUUCUCAAAUGCUGUCUGUGCGGUUCAGUGGCAACUUCUUGGUCAAUUUGCUUGGGCAGUGGGCUGAUGUGAGUGGAGGCGGUCCAGCACGCUCCUAUCCUGUCGGAGGCCUCUGUUACUACCUCUCCCCUCCGGAAUCCAUGGGGGCUAUCUUUGAGGAUCCUGUCCAUGUGAUGGUUUAUAUUAUAUUUAUGUUGGGCUCCUGUGCAUUUUUCUCCAAGACAUGGAUUGAAGUGUCGGGAUCAUCUGCAAAAGAUGUUGCCAAGCAACUGAAAGAACAGCAAAUGGUGAUGAGAGGUCACAGGGACACGUCCAUGGUUCACGAAUUAAAUAGAUACAUCCCCACAGCUGCCGCCUUUGGAGGCUUGUGCAUUGGGGCCCUCUCGGUCUUGGCUGACUUCCUCGGGGCUAUUGGCUCAGGCACUGGCAUUCUGCUGGCAGUCACUAUUAUUUAUCAAUAUUUUGAAAUCUUUGUUAAAGAGCAAGCAGAGGUGGGCGGAGUGGGCGCUUUAUUUUUCUAAUUGUCUGUUGUGUGGCUUGGGAAGAAGGGAACUCUCUUUUGACCAUAUGCAACCAAAUGCAGUUCCCCUCACUUUGAGUAGUGCUAUGUGCCCCAUUUCUCACAGUGGGCGUUGUGCAAUGCCUGGGUGCAGCUUCAAUGCCAGCUGCCUUAAGAAUCAAAAAUUUACACUGUCUUGGGGGGUGGGAUGGGGGGAACAUCUAUUGUGUGUUGCCAGUUGUGCUGGAAAGCAACGCAUCCAUCCUCUUCGAAGAUUGUCGUCCAACAGUGCCCGUUCUGCUGCUUGGGAACACUUUGCACACUUUGUGUUGAGACUGAAAAGUACUUGUGCAAAUUAGUGAGAGACCCGCUGCGAUAACUUCAGUGGCCACAUGCUAGAAUCCUUGCCUUCAUUUUAGAAGUACGUACCCAAGAUCUAUAUUUUACAAUAGUUUUGUAUGCUUUACAAAAAACAAACCCCAAACCACUUGAUGUGUGCCAAACACUUGCUUAUCAUUGGUGUCAUGUUUUGAAGCAAGAAGGUGGACAAGCGUAUUCAUCCAGGCAGUGACAUUCAUCUUACUGCAAAACUGACAGAAGUCCCAAGAGUGAAGCUGGAAAUCCCUGUCAGAGACUUCCCCCACAGCCUUGUCUUAAAUCCCUGUGUUUUGGGGAGGGGAAUACUGGUGCUGCGGAAGCUUCACCCCGACUUCGCUUUUUGGUUAAGUCCAAGGAGGGACAUGUGAGUUUUCAAAGCAGCAUGAUGCAUAAAAGGGAGGGGAGAAAGGAGCAAGUCGCCCUGAGGACAAUGCUGCUGUUGUGCUUCCUGGUGGUGAGGUACCCGUUGUAAAUAUUAGAAAAUAAACUUAUUUAAUUA
Molecule: messenger RNA, 2392 nt
Organism: Sphaerodactylus townsendi
Lineage: Eukaryota; Metazoa; Chordata; Lepidosauria; Squamata; Sphaerodactylidae
Gene: SEC61A2
Product: SEC61 translocon subunit alpha 2
Exons: 12
Coding region: 107-1537 (476 amino acids)
Biological process (GO): post-translational protein targeting to membrane, translocation; SRP-dependent cotranslational protein targeting to membrane, translocation
Cellular component (GO): membrane; Sec61 translocon complex
Molecular function (GO): ribosome binding; transmembrane protein transporter activity; signal sequence receptor activity
Source: RefSeq, a predicted model, not a curated record